AUGAGAUCCUUUCUCAUUCGGACAAAUAUAUCUAGAACCCAGAAUGGAGUCCUCAUCAAGUACCGUUCUUUUCAAUCAUCAUCCGAUGCUUACACACAACUCAUAGAAUCGUAUGCUCGUGAUCGAGCCUUACAAUCAGGCAGAGUCCUACAUGCGCACCUGAUCAUCAGUGGAUUAGCUCGUUUGACCCAUUUUGCCUCCAAGCUCAUAGCUUUCUACACCGGGUGUAGGCGGUUGUUUGAUGCUCGAAAACUGUUCGACAAAAUUCCCCAAACAAAUAUCCGCCGUUGGAUCGUACUGAUCGGGGUCUAUGCCAGAAAUGGCCUUCAUGAGGAGGCAAUGACUGUUUUCUGUGAAAUGCAACAAGAAGGUUUAAAACCCAACAAGUUUGUUCUUCCCAGUGUUCUCAAAGCCUGUGCACACCUCUCUGAUUUGCAAACUGGAGAGAAGAUACAUACUGUUGUUCUGAAAUAUGAAUUUGAAUCAGAUGCUUUUAUCAUUAGCGCGUUAAUAGAUAUGUACUCAAAAUGCAGGCAAAUUGAGAAGGCCAGGAGGGUUUUUGAUGGGAUGGUUGAAAAAGAUUUGGUGGCACUGAAUGCCAUGGUUGCAGGGUAUGUUCAACAUGAGUUUGUCAAAACAGCAUUGGGUCUGGUUGUGAAAAUGCGAUUAAUCGGAGUGAAGCCUAAUGUAGUGACAUGGAAUACAUUAAUCGCAGGUUUUUCGCAAGCAGGUGACGAAGUGAUGGUUUCUGAAAUUGUCAAAUUGAUGCGCAUUGAUGGAGUUGAACCUGAUGUGGUAUCAUGGACUUCUGUUAUAUCUGGGUAUGUUCAGAACUUCCAUGGUGAUGAAGCUUUUCGUACGUUUAAAGAAAUGCUGGAUCAUGGAUUGUAUCCAAGUUCAGCAACAAUUAGUAGUCUUUUGCCAGCUUGUGCAAGUGUAGCAGAAUUGAAGCAUGGGAAGGAGGUUCAUGGCUAUGCAAUGGCGAUUGGAGUCGAGGAGGAUAUUUUUGUAAGGAGUGCUCUUAUUGACAUGUAUGCAAAAUGUGGUUAUCUAUACGAAGCAAAGACACUGUUUCAGAAGAUGUCUGAGAAGAACACGGUUACUUGGAACUCCAUGAUAUUUGGAUAUGCAAAUCAUGGAUACUGCAAUGAGGCGAUUGAACUUUUUAAUCAAAUGGUAACAAAAGAGGAAAAGAAAUUGGACCACUUGACUUUCACUGCGGCUCUCACUGCUUGUAGCCAUGCUGGGAAGAUCGAACUUGGACAGAAUUUGUUCCACUUGAUGCAGGAAAACUAUGGGAUCAAACCAAGAUUAGAGCAUUAUGCGUGCAUGGUGGAUCUUCUUGGUAAAGCAAACAAACUUGUUGAGGCAUAUGAUUUGAUUCAAGCGAUGCCGAUGGAGCCUGACUUAUUUGUAUGGGGAGCAUUAUUAGGGGCAUGCAGGCAUCAUGGCAAUAUUGACCUUGCAGAAAUAGCAACUAGGCAACUGUCUAAGCUUGAGCCUGAGAGUGCUGGAAGCAGUUUGUUGAUGUCAAGUUUAUAUGCUGAUGCUGGUAGUUGGAGAAAUGUUGUGAGGGUGAAAAACAUGAUGAAGAAAAGGAGAGACCCCCUGAAACGUGAUAAUGCUAUUAGAGAAGUACGUUGUGAUUUUUGGGUUGCAACAAUGAAGGCAUCUUGGUACCUUAUGGUUGAUCUUCUUGACUCAUGCUCUUCUCCAGUUUUUCUGCAGAGCUGCCAUUCCAUAGUUGCUGUUGGGUAA
Ilex paraguariensis (yerba mate) is the source of this 1758-nucleotide messenger RNA. Lineage: Eukaryota; Viridiplantae; Streptophyta; Magnoliopsida; Aquifoliales; Aquifoliaceae. The record is from the annotation of a GenBank genome assembly.